Chrysoperla carnea is the source of this 484-nucleotide messenger RNA. Its product is annotated as replication protein A 14 kDa subunit-like. Gene Ontology annotation, cellular component: site of double-strand break; DNA replication factor A complex; nucleus. Gene Ontology annotation, biological process: mismatch repair; nucleotide-excision repair; DNA replication. Lineage: Eukaryota; Metazoa; Arthropoda; Insecta; Neuroptera; Chrysopidae. The record is from RefSeq and is a predicted model, not a curated record. Gene Ontology annotation, molecular function: single-stranded DNA binding; damaged DNA binding. The transcript has 2 exons. The coding region runs from base 105 to 467 and encodes 120 amino acids.
GAGGCGCCAAAAUCAUUCGAAACAACUUAUACUUCAUUUUGAAUACUUUUCAAUUCUGUGUGAAAUACUUUUUAAAAAGAAAAUUUUAAUUUAUUUAAGUUAAAAUGGCAAUUGGACAAGAUGUUAAUUUAUUACGACCUUUAGUAACCGGUCGAAUAAUCGAUAAUUAUAUUGGACAAAAAAUAACCGUCAUAGGUUAUGUACCAAAAUCACAUCCAAAUGGCACAAGUUUUGAAUUAAAAGCAUCCGAUGAUCAAGAAAUCAAAGUUAUGUUAACCGAUCCAAUCAAAGAUUUAGUUUAUGGAUUAGUUGAGGUGAUUGGAGUGAGUAAAGGAAAUAAAACAAUCCUUGCUGAUGAGAUAAUUUUGCAUGAGAAUGCAAAUGAAUUCGAUACAGGAUCGUUAAAUCAAUUGACAGAAGUUUUAUCACAUGUGGAUGAUUUUUGGAAGUGUUCAUUAGAGAAUUAAUGUUAAUAAAUUUUCUU